This is a messenger RNA of Trematomus bernacchii (emerald rockcod), 1688 nucleotides long. RefSeq names its product Na(+)/H(+) exchange regulatory cofactor NHE-RF4-like. Gene Ontology annotation, molecular function: signaling receptor binding; protein-membrane adaptor activity. Gene Ontology annotation, biological process: protein localization to plasma membrane. The transcript is spliced from 11 exons. Gene Ontology annotation, cellular component: apical plasma membrane. The record is from RefSeq and is a predicted model, not a curated record. The coding region runs from base 30 to 1301 and encodes 423 amino acids. Lineage: Eukaryota; Metazoa; Chordata; Actinopteri; Perciformes; Nototheniidae.
UCUGCGCAGGAACACACACUCAGGACUCCAUGAGGACCUUUACAGGUUGCCAGGAUGCGAUGGAAUUUCCCCGUUUUACCUUCAAUCCGAAGGAAGGGAUUGAUAAUCCAGCUCUGGUCAUCAGUGAUGAUCCUGAGCCUGAUCCGAGCCCGGUGCCCACACUCUGCCAGCUGAAGCGCCUGGAGGGGCAAAGCUUCGGCUUCUACCUGCGGACGGACAAGAGCAGCCGGAGCUUUGAGAUCAGAGACGUGGACCCCUGGAGUCCUGCAGGGCAUAGUGGCCUCAAGGAUGGAGACCGAGUGCUGGAGGUCAACGAGGAAUAUGUGGACAACACGGACUUCUCCAGGAUUGUGAGGAAGAUCCAGUCAUGCGGCUUCCACCUGUUCCUCCUGGUGUUGAGGAGGGAAGAGUACGAACAGGCGGUGUCUAUGGGUGGGGACCUACAGAUGCUGGCGAGGGCCUCUAAAGGGGAGCGCUGGUCCAGAACCAGACUGUGUCACAUCAGCAGACACCCGGACUAUGGCCUGGGAAUGACCAUCGUCUCAGUGGAAGGUCAAAAGGGCCAGUAUACUGUGAGCACAGUGACUGGCGGUCCAGCAGAGAGAGCGGGAGUCUGCUAUGGAGACAGACUGAUGUGGAUCAACGGGGUCCGGGUGUCAACACUCACACACUCCACUCUCAACAGAACCUUGAAGAAGAGUGGGGACUCAGUGACGGUGCUGGUGAUAGACCCUGACAGCGAGUCUUGUAAUGUCCGGAGGAAGAUGCCCACCCUGCCUGUGGCGGCAGAGUGCUGUGGCCUGCCCUACACCACCAAAACCUUGCAUCUGGUUAAAGACCAAAACGGAUACGGCUUCCUGCUGAGACAAGAGAAGCUGGGGGGAGCACGACGGAUAGUUCACAUGCUGAGGGAGAUUGAUGUGGGGAGUCCAGCUGAGGGGGCAGGGAUGGAGGAUGGAGACCUCCUGCUGGCUGUCAAUGGGAAACCUAUCGAGUCUAUGGAGCAUGAGGACAUCGUCAAAGAGGUUAGACAGAGCGGGGAGGCAGUCAUCCUCACCACGAUAUCUAUACCAGGAAGAGACUUCUACAGAGAGAUAGGAAUUUCUCCGUUGUUGUUCUAUGACGAAUGUUCAGUCAAGGAUAACAGGCAGCGGGCUGUCUCACACUGCACGAAGAACCAGGGUGAAACCCAGCUGAAACAUGGAGAUGGAAGUCCAACAUAUCCAACAGAGUGUGUCCCGGGUCAGUCAGGAACUUUACCCACACAGCUGCCAGAGAGAACAAGUGAUGUUUUCUUGUGAUUGGAAUGCAUGGAACAACUAUGACCUCAGGAGACAGGAAGAAGAGCUUCCGACAUUGUUCUAAUUUUCUCCUGGGACCGGUGUUGGGCCCAUGUUUUUGUGAUAAUGACAUUGUAUGAAUUGAUUUCUUAAUCCUCUGAAGUCCAAAUGUACUUUUUGAUUUAUAUACUUUUGUUAAUUAUAAGCAAUGGUCAUGUUUUUGAGUGAAGACUACUGCAUGAUAUAAGCUGUGAACUGUCUUUAAAAUAAUGAGCAUGAUAUAUGGUAAAUGGACUGGCAUUUAUUAAACGACCACUCAAAGCACUUUACAACACUAGCCAGCAUUUACCCAUUCACACACACACAAACACACACACACACACACACACACACACACACACACACACA